UCCUUGCCUCCAGACGACAUAUUGACUGCUAGAAGCAAAAUUCAAGUUUAUUGUGGGUUGUUUUCCCCCCGUAGGCUUUGAAACCAUGCCAAGACCUUUUCCGCCACAGUUCCUGUAGCUCCCUGUUUCUUCAUCAAUCAUAGAAACAAGCCAGAAACUAGUGACCAUACUUCAAACAUGUGCUAAGUAAUAAGAGCAAGUUCAACAUAGAAUUAGCAAGGCAGUCUGGCCUCCUGUACACCAGCCAAUGAGGAAUAAGAGCAACUACCACCAAUCCCGCUUCUAGAAUUUUUCAGACCAUUUUUGAGGUCUGCAAAUGGAAGCAACAACCAUUCCAGAGAUCAUAGUAGAAUGUGCAUUACCAGAUGGCAAUGUUGACCAGGCCACAGAGAAGUCUUUGACAGAGGUGAAAGCUGAGGAGGAGGUAGAGGAAGAUGAAGAUUCUGGGCAGGCACGUCCCUAUGUUCUCUACGUUGGCAACUUGAACCCCAAGUAUUCCCGUGAAGUUCUCUGCAGCAUGCUCAAGGACAUCUUGGGCAUGGCUAGCGUCACCCUCCAGAGACACAACAUUGAAGUGGUAAAGAAACGCAGGCAAGCCUAUGCCUUUGUCCAGGUGGCCACAGACUCCAGCUUGGAGCAUGUCUUAAAGCAGCUGCUACUUGCCUCUGAGGCAGAGUCGGCACUUACCAAGGAGCUUGUGAAGAAAGGGAAGAAUCUUGUCGUGGGACAUGGCAAGACGUUUGCAUUUCAUGCCAAAGGUAGCAGAGAGAGUGACUCUGUUGGCAGCAGCUCAGAAACUUUUGUGGGAGGACAAGUGUAUGAGAGAAGCAGGAAGUUGAUUCUAAACGAAAACCAUCUCAACCGCAUCAGAAAGUUUCCUCAAUACUCCUGUAUGGCAGAACGGCCGGAGGCCUUUCUGAGCGGCACCCGCUCAGACAGUGCCAUUGUCCAGAGAGAGAUUGUAGGGAGAGAAUGCCUAUUCUAUGGAGCUUCCAUGGGCAGCGAAACCCGGAACGUGGAAUUCAAACGUGGAAGUGGGGAAUAUCUGGCGGGUACCCUAAAACAUCAUGUGCGGAAGUAUAUGUGCGCAUUUCUCAACAGUGAAGGUGGCAGCCUUUUUGUGGGGGUUGAGGAUAACGGCAUGGUACGUGGAGUCAGGUGUGACCACAAAGAUGAAGACAGGAUCCGUCUGCUCAUAGAUUCUCUUUUGAAAGGCUUCAAACCGCAGGUUUUCCCAUCGGACUACACACUGAGCUUCAUCCCAGUUAUUAAAGCUGAAGACACUGGCAUCUUCCUGAAAGUUAUUCGACUAAGUGUUCUUCCUCCAAAGCAGAACAAGCCGCUUCUUUAUGAAACAGACCAAGGGGAAGUAUACAUGCGGCGAGAAGGUAGUAUUCAGGGCCCCCUUACUGGAAGUGCUAUUCAAGAGUGGUGCCGGCAGAAAUGGACAGAUGAGAUCAAGAAGUUGGAGGUGAAAAUAGAGAGCUUGCUGAAGGAGAAGGAAGCCUUCCAGCAACAAAAUACCAGCAAUGCUACCUGCUGUUUUCUCAUGUGACAGCUAAACGCCACCACAAGCCAACCAGUUACUAACACACACACAAAGGA
Molecule: messenger RNA, 1605 nt
Organism: Lacerta agilis (Sand lizard)
Lineage: Eukaryota; Metazoa; Chordata; Lepidosauria; Squamata; Lacertidae
Gene: SLFNL1
Product: schlafen like 1
Exons: 3
Coding region: 317-1555 (412 amino acids)
Molecular function (GO): RNA binding
Source: RefSeq, a predicted model, not a curated record